AUGCCGCCCAGGAUACCCGUCCGCGCGCCGUGGGCCUCGUGCGCCUCGUCGGCCUCGUCGGCGCCAGCCAACGGCCUCCAUGCCCGCCAGCUCUCCUCGACGCCGGCGGUCCUGGCCCUGGGCCCCCAGUCUCCCAACUACAUCGAGGUCCCCAAGCCGGCGCAGCCCACAUUCCCGCUCGCACCCAACGUCAAGGGACACCUGCCCAUCCCCCGCGACAUCUUCAGCACGCGCAGCCCGCACCCAAAGGAGUCAGAUGUGUUCUUGCGGAGGUCGACCAAGGACGCAAAGGACCGCAAAGCCCCCGGGCCCUUCAGCCGCGACGCCGACUUUCGUCUGUACAAGCAGCGCCUGGCUGGUGCACGGAAAGAGGCGCUCAAGGAGGGCGUGAAGGAGCUGCACGCACGCAAGGUCACGUCAGAGGCACAGCACCUGCACCGCAUACAGAUGAGCGGAGAGUUGCGGACAAAGCUCGCCAUGGCGCCCAGGCGCGAAGUCGACGUCCUGACCGAGACCUCAGUGUCAAAGGGCGUGCGCGACUUUCUCGCCGACUCCCUGCCCGCCGCCAACAGGAACAUCGAGGCCCGGAGAAGGGCGUACGAGAGGAAGCAGGCCGCCCAGCAGGCUGUGCGCGAGUCCCGCCUGCACGACCUCUACACCAACGCGCGGACGUUCAUCGUCAGCGAGGAGCAGCUGGAUCAGGCCAUUGAGGAGGCAUUCGGCACCGACGAGAACCCAAUAGGAUGGGACGUCCGGGGCAACAUGGGCCUGCGCGCAACGGGCCACGAGGGUCUGUCGCCAUGGAACGGGCCUAUGCCCGAGGGUGUCGGCGACAUGAUGAACAAGCUGCGCGGUGGAGAGGGUGUUGGCUUGGCCAAGGAGCGUGUCAAGAAGCUGGCCGAGGAGCUUACUGGUGGAAAGAUGUAA
Macroventuria anomochaeta is the source of this 927-nucleotide messenger RNA. RefSeq lists its product as uncharacterized. The coding region runs from base 1 to 927 and encodes 308 amino acids. Lineage: Eukaryota; Fungi; Ascomycota; Dothideomycetes; Pleosporales; Didymellaceae. The transcript has a single exon. The record is from RefSeq and is a predicted model, not a curated record.